AUGAAGAGCAGAUAUUGUGCAUCAUAUACAAGGCUCUGUGUCCUAUUAAUAUCGUGGGGAGCUCUUGCCCAGAAGUCUAGAACUUCCUGUGCUCGGUGCCCAUCCAAUGCCCAUUGUCUCAAUGCCACAUCCUGCCGCUGUGAUCCUGGAUUCACUCCUCUGUUCAGACAAACCAUCUUUAGCAACCCCUCGGAGAUCUGUACUGAUAUCAACGAGUGUGGCCCACCGUCAUACAAGUCUUGUGGAAGCUUUGCAGAGUGUCAUAAUGUGGAGGGAAGUUACUAUUGUGAGUGCAUUUCUGGUUACGAGUUCAUUUCAGGAGGCACCAAAUUCAAAAAUGAGAGAAAUACUUGUCAAGAUGUGGAUGAGUGCAGCUCGGGACAACACCAAUGCCACAACUCCACCCGCUGUGUCAAUGUGAGAGGCAGCUACAGAUGUUACUGUCACCACGAAUGGGUGGCUGUGUCCAGCCCUCUGAAUGGUCUAACAACCACUGUCUGUGAAGAAGUCCCCCUCUCCUCAUGGACACCACCUUCUGGAAUCAAGAGUCAGAGCCUCUCCCGCUUCUUUGACAAAGUCCAGCAGUUAUCUCAAGACUUCAAGCCAGCCUUGGCUGGGAACACCAUCCAGAACCUCUUGCAAGAGGUGGGUGAGCUGCUGGAGACCCCCGGUGACCUGGAGACCCUGCCCCAGUCAGAGCAGCACUGCGUAGCCACUAACCUGCUCAAUGGCCUGGAGGAUGUUCUGAAAGUGCUGAGCAAGGACCUACCCAAUGAGCCAUUGACUCUGCGGGCUCCUGCAGGCACAGAGCUGUUCCUGAAGGUGCAGGAGGAGCAAGGGCUGGGAGACGUCAUUGGACAGAGCCAGGCGAAGAUGCAGUUGGACUGGGGUGUGGUGCAGAAAUCCAGUGACUCGGGCCCUUCUGUGGUGGGCCUCAUCUCUACUCCAGGGAUGGGCAAGCUGCUGGCUGAGGCCCCCUUGUUCCUGGAGCCUGAGAACCUGGCAGUUUUGCAUGAGACACACAAAGGCUUGCUGCAGGGGGUCUCCACUGUCCUGUUCUCGGAUGUCAACUCCGCCUUUCUGAGCAACAAAGACACCCAGAACCUCGGCUCCCCAGUCACUUUCAUCUUCUCCCACCAUCCGAUGACCCCCGGACCAAGGGAGGAGGUGCUCUGUGUCUUCUGGGAUCGUGGUCAGGACGGAUGUGGUCACUGGGCCACCAAAGGCUGCAGGAUGAUGGGCACCAGAAACACCAGCACCACCUGCCAAUGCACCCACCUCAGCAGCUUUGCCGUCCUCAUGGCCCCGUACGAUGUGCAGGAGGAGGAUGCCGCCCUGGCUGUGAUCACCCAGGUGGGGCUGAGCCUCUCCCUGCUGUGCCUCCUCCUGGCGGCCCUCACCUUCCUGCUGUGCAAAGCCAUCCAGAGCACCAGCACCUCCCUCCACCUGCAGCUCUGCAUCUGCCUCUUCCUGGCGCACCUGCUCUUCCUCACGGCCAUCGACAGAACCGAACACAAGGUGCUGUGUGCCAUCACCGCAGGUGCCUUGCACUACCUCUACCUGGCCGCCUUCACCUGGAUGCUGCUGGAGGGCCUGAACCUCUUCCUCACCGCACGCAACCUGACGGCGGUCAACUACUCCAGUGUGAGCAGGUUCAUGAAAAAGUUCAUGUACCCUGUGGGCUACGGAGUCCCGGCUGUGAUUGUGGCCAUUUCUGCAGCUUCCGGGCCUCACCUUUAUGGCACAUCUGCCCGAUGCUGGCUCCAUAUACAACAGAGAUUUGUAUGGACCUUCCUUGGCCCCAUCUGCACCAUCAUCUUUAUUAGCUUGGCUUUCUUCCUGGUAACCAUCUGGAUUCUGAAAAGCAAGCUCUCCUCGCUCAACAGUGACGUCUCCACCCUCCAGAACACGAGGAUGCUGACAUUUAAAGCAAUGGCCCAGCUCUUCAUCCUGGGCUGCACGUGGUGUCUGGGAGUCCUGCAGGUGGGCCCAGCUGCCCGCGCCAUGACCUAUCUCUUCACCAUCAUCAACAGCCUGCAGGGCGUCUUCAUCUUCCUGGUGUACUGCCUCCUCAGCCAGCAGGUCCGGGAGCAAUACAGGAGAUGGUUGGGAGGGGUCAGGAAAGCCAAAGCGGACUCUGAGAAGCACACCUUAUCCAGCAGGGCCAUAUCAGAUGACCCUAAAUACAGUUUGGUAAGAUCAUGCAUUGCUCCCAGAGCACUUCUCUAA
Molecule: messenger RNA, 2229 nt
Organism: Pteronotus mesoamericanus
Lineage: Eukaryota; Metazoa; Chordata; Mammalia; Chiroptera; Mormoopidae
Product: adhesion G protein-coupled receptor E2-like
Biological process (GO): adenylate cyclase-activating G protein-coupled receptor signaling pathway; cell surface receptor signaling pathway
Cellular component (GO): plasma membrane
Molecular function (GO): G protein-coupled receptor activity; calcium ion binding
Source: RefSeq, a predicted model, not a curated record